Molecule: messenger RNA, 1274 nt
Organism: Rhodotorula graminis WP1
Lineage: Eukaryota; Fungi; Basidiomycota; Microbotryomycetes; Sporidiobolales; Sporidiobolaceae
Exons: 8
Source: RefSeq, a predicted model, not a curated record
CGUCUGGCUUGUGUCACUGCGCUCCUGCUGCGCACUGCUCCCUCCUCAAGCCGUUGCCCUCGCCGUCCCGAGCCGUCGCCGCCGUCGCCAACAUGCUCGUUCCGUCCUUGGUCGUCGCGCUCGUCGCGGCCGCAUCCUCGGUCGAUGCCUUCUGGCGCAUGCCCUGCAACAACGUCCUCGUAACCGAGCGCGCCGACCCCAUCGUCUCUCCUGGUCAAGUCGCUGGCCAUGUCCACACGGUCGUCGGCGGCAGCAACUUUGGCCUGUCGAGCUCUUUCCAGGACCUCCGGGCCAGCGAGUGCACCUCCUGCCUCGUUAAACAAGACUCGUCGGCGUACUGGGUGCCAUCCCAAUUUUUCGAGUGGAAGAACGGGUCCUUCAGCAGCGUCUCGAGCGGCCUCCUCAUCUACUACCUGCCUCGGUUCAACGCCGCCGACAAGACCAACGUCACCGCCUUCCCGGACGGCCUGCGCAUGCUCGCCGGCAACCCGUUCAAGCGCAGCUACGACGGCUCGGAGGCGGCGCAGGCGAUCGGCUGGAACUGCCUCGGCGCCAACGUGGCUCAAACGCGUAUCCCGACCUUGCCGACCUACAACUGCCCGAACGGCCUGCGCGGCGAGGUUCGGCUCCCGUCGUGCUGGAACGGCGUCGACUUGGACUCGGCCGACCACUCAAGCCACGUCGCGUACCCUAUCGGCGGCGAGUCGGGACCUUGCCCGACGACGCACCCUGUCCGCCUCGUCACGCUCUUCUACGAGAUCAUGCACGACGUCAACUCGUGGAACAAGUACCGCUCGCAGGCCAAGAACCCGGAGCAGCCGUUCGUCCUCGCCAUGGGCGACUCGACUGGCCUCGGCAUGCAUGGCGACUUCUUCAAUGGCUGGGACCGUCAAGUGCUGCAGGAGGCUAUCGACACGUGCACCUCGGACAGCGGCGUCAUCGAGUACUGCAAGGUGUUCGACCUGUACGACUCGAGCCACACGUGCCGCAAGACGCCCGAUGUCAACGAGGUCGUCCUCGGCACCCUGCCCAAGCUGCCCGGCUGCAACCCGGUGACGGGCGCGGGCCCGAACGCGACGCCGUGCACGGACCCGAACCCGCCCGCCAUCUUCUCGAACCCGGUCGCCUACACCGGUUCUGCUCCUCCUGUCGGCGCCCAAGUCCCGAGCAGCGCCCCGACGGUCGUCACCUCGUACACGUCGGCCAAGGGCUCGAUCUUUACGUACCAGGACUGCUACUCGGACCUCGUCAACGGUCGGGCGCUCCCGAACGGC